AUGCAUCGCUCAACGAGCCGAGCUUCGAAACAGAGACGGGAGCUCAUCAAGACGGAAAUUGACCGUCUUCGUGAAUUGCUUCCACUGCCAAAUGCCGUCAAAGCACGACUUUCUUUCCUCCAUGUCAUGUCACUGGGAUGUGUUUUUGUUCGGAAGGGACAUUACUUCAACCAACAAGAGCAAGAUGUGGUGACGUCACGGCCAAGUUGGGACGAUGUUUCCCCUUUUGACUUUACACAGGCACUGCACGGUUUUUUGUUAAUGAUGACGAGACAGGGAAAGUUACUCUACAUAUCGGAAAACGUUACCGACUACCUCGGCCACUCUAUGGUGGAACUUCUAUCUACAGGUGGCGAUUUGUACGAAGUAAUCGACCCUAGAGACCAUGCUGUGGUCCGAGCACAAAUGGCCGUCGCUGGCUCAAACUGCGGUACUGAAACAGAAUGUCUAGCUGAUGAAGACCGAACUUUCUUCUGCAGGAUGAAUACAUCACGUAACAUGCGCCGUAAGGAUCACUGUACGGAUAACAAGAUGGUUCGUAUCAAAGGUCGUUUUCGAAUCUUGUGGUCCGGCUGCUGCUACAACUGGAACCAAGUCGAGCCAGUUUUCACUGCCGUGUGUAGCCCCGUGGAGACCCUCACGCCAAUCUCCGAUGAGAUGGUCCCCCUGAAGACGAGCAUGUUUACCACGGAACAUGGCAUGGACAUGGUCAUAUAUGAUGUCUCAUCAAAUGUGUUUUUCCACCUUGGUUAUGAGUCGAGUGAGCUUAGUGCUAUGUCAUGGUAUACACUCAUUCAUCCGGACUAUGUAGAAACAGCGAGGAAAUAUCAUCAGCAAAUGCUACAACCGAGUAUCGGAACUGCCGCGAGUAGAUGUGCCUUUGUGUUAAGGCUUCUUCGUAAAGACAACGCUGUUGUGACGGUCAGCGUGACGGCCUGGCUGGACCGGGACUCCACGGUCAACCACGCGGCUGUGAUUAUGUGCCAGAACCUGGUCAUCAGAGAGGACGAAAUCGCUAUGUACGAAUCUCAGGCUCUACACGAGACUCUAGCUCGUCGUUCGGCUCCUUGCCUCGUAUCACCCCGUCCGCCAUCUGCCUCAGGCUCCAGCGAAAGAUUCAGCUGUGGUCCAUCAGGUGAUGAUGGUUCAUCCCCUUGGCCCGAACAAGGACCCCACGCCGAAGAAAACACACCCUGUUCCGUGGACACGGCCCCGUUAUAUGGGUACACCAACUCCGGUGGCCAGACCCAGCAUCGGUAUGUCGGUGACAGCACCCAGUACCAACAUUUGGUGAGCCACGGUGAUGCGAACGAUUGGCGAUAUGACAGUGAGAGUUGCUACUAUCAGGAAAACCAAUUCAACACCAUGUCUUGCCAUCAGCUGAAGGUGGAAAAUGCGGGUUGGGAGGCACCGAUUCAUAGCCUCCCGCACCACGAGGCAGCAGGGAGGGCAAUUUUUCCAGGGAACUAUGGCCCUUACUCCUCGGUACUUUUAGGGCCAGCGAGGGCGCGGCAAUCAGUACGUCCCCGUAAAGACGGCAUUGUGGACGGUUGUGACUUUACGUUGAGCCACACCACAACACGAGAACCUUCUGUUGGGAGUGAUCCUUGUCCAGCUCUGAAAAGAGCAGUCCUCGAGUGGGCUAGGCGUCUUAAAGUUAAAAGACAGAUCAUGACGUCUUACAAGAAACAAGAACAAUGCUUUCCAUCGUUGGAGUACAAAGAGAAAAGCAGAAAGAGAUCACAUCGUGAAACUAGUGUGCCUGCCUCCCCUGUUCCGUUAUACAAAUCUGAAAUUGACUAUGUACCUUGUGUUGCAACCCUCACCCGUAUGGAGCCGCCUGCAAAACGCUUCAUUGACGGCACAAUUCAAGUCAAUAACCAACCACACACCGUGAACAACCUCACCAGCCCACUGCAGAACCCUGAAGACCAUUCCUUCAACAUUAAAGGGUACACCUCAUCGGUUGGAAUACCACAAGUCGAACCUCACUGGUGGCCGACGUCCGGGGGUGAGGUCCGUGUCCCGGACGGUAUCCUCACCCCAGAGUCGUCCCCUUCCCACGAGGAUCCACCGGGGAAAAUGCGCCCUGCAUUCGGUACACCGAGCAGCGCGUGCUCCCCGGAGAGUAGCAAGCCGGCUCGGCAGCAGCAGGACGACAGACAUGCUUCAGACGAGGAAACUGAGCCGAUUGUCGGUACCCUAGAGGAUGCUGUUGGGAAGGCACUAUGCGCUCUGUCCUCGGAUGAGUUGAGACUCCUAGACCAGGCUACACUCUCCUUGCUCUAUCAGAAUGGACCUUCACGACAACCAAGCUUUCCUAAUAAGACUGUUGCUAAUUCAGAUAAUAAAUAGUAAUCUAUUUAGAUUUGAAACUUUUUACAAUGCAGGUACAACUUUGUUAAAAUUGAAAGAGGUUUUUGUAUCACUAUACAAUGAUAUGUUUUUGUUCUCCGAUUUGAACAGUUCUGCAUAUAAACACCAGACACAAACAACCAAAACUUAAGAUAACCAUCCCAUAUCAGUAUCACAGAAACAUGACAUACAAGGCAAGUUUGUGCACAAUUUGUUCCACUGUGAAAUUAUGUGAUAUAGUUUUGUUCUUCAAAGUAUUGAUCGUUGCACCAAUGCUGCAUAGAUUAAUAAAACACACAUUGAAGGAUGUGGGUACUUUUUGUAACACAAAACACAACGGCCACAGAUUUACAUUAAACUUACACCGUUUGAAGAUCAU
Asterias rubens (European starfish) is the source of this 2734-nucleotide messenger RNA. RefSeq names its product neuronal PAS domain-containing protein 4A-like. Gene Ontology annotation, molecular function: DNA-binding transcription factor activity, RNA polymerase II-specific; RNA polymerase II transcription regulatory region sequence-specific DNA binding; protein dimerization activity. Gene Ontology annotation, biological process: regulation of transcription by RNA polymerase II. The coding region runs from base 1 to 2355 and encodes 784 amino acids. Lineage: Eukaryota; Metazoa; Echinodermata; Asteroidea; Forcipulatida; Asteriidae. The record is from RefSeq and is a predicted model, not a curated record. The transcript has 9 exons.